AUUGCCGAUUAAGAGAAAGCAAGGUGGGCGGUAAGUAGGUUUCCCAUUGGAUGAAGAGGUGGCUCCUCUUCUCCUACUACUCUGGGGAGAACUGCUACCGCUCUUCACGCGGCUGAGAAAGGCAAAAUGUCUAGUACAAAAGUAGCUGUGGUAACUGGAUCCAACAAAGGCAUUGGUCUGGCUAUUGUGAGAGCCCUGUGCAAGCAGUUCUCUGGGGAUGUGUAUUUGACUGCUCGGAACCCUGAACGAGGCAAAGCAGCAGUGACACAACUGUCAGGAGAAGGAUUAAAACCACUUUUCCACCAAUUGGAUAUUACUGAUCUGGAGAGUAUCCAAACUCUCCGUGAUUUCCUCAAGGAAAAAUAUGGAGGAUUGGAUGUGCUAGUCAACAAUGCUGGAAUUGCUUUCAAAGUUGAAGAUACAACCCCAUUUGCUGUACAAGCAGAAGUCACAAUGAAAACAAACUUUAUUGCAACCAGGAAUGCUUGCAUAGAACUCCUGCCACUAUUGAAACCCAAUGGGAGAGUAGUCAAUGUAUCUAGCAUGGUUUCAGUUUCAGCAUUGUCCAGAUGCAAUCAGAAUCUACAGCAGAAAUUUCGGAGUGACACCAUCACCGAAGAGGAGCUAGUGAAACUCAUGGAAAAAUUUGUGGAAGAUACCAAGAAGGGAGUGCAUGAGAAGGAAGGGUGGCCAAGUACUGCUUAUGGAGUAUCCAAAAUUGGAGUGACAGUUUUAUCAAGAAUUCAGGCAAGGCUGCUGAAUGAGACAAGAAAAAAUGAUGGUAUUCUUCUGAAUGCUUGUUGUCCUGGGUGGGUCAGAACCGAUAUGGCAGGUCCCAGAGCCACAAAAAGCCCAGAUGAGGGAGCUGAGACUCCAGUUUAUUUAGCACUUUUACCUCCUGGUGUUACUGAACCCCAUGGCCAAUUUGUUAGUGAAAAGAAAGUUCAGAAAUGGUAACUAUGCACCUGCAUUACGCUUUUGUAUAUAAGCUCUGGAAGUUAUAGAUGCUACAAAGCUCUUUGCUACAAGUAUAUCCUCUAGCAAACGUGCCAAGCUCCUGUGCCAUGGAGGUGAGAAUCAACAAACAACGGAUUGAAGUAAAAAGCAUCCAGUUGCUUAGUAAAUUCACUGUAUAAUCUUCCUCUGAGGGUGACAAUUAGUGCUGCAUCUUAGUAACAGCCUUAGGGAUUCUCACUCUUUUCUAGAUACCUAAAAGGUAGCUUUUCAAUAUUGGCUUCUGAGAUAAUUCAUUCUAAAGAUUUUUCAAGCACACAUGCAUAAUCUUUUCUUUUGGUUAAUAUUGUUUUCUGUAAUGUAUUAAUUGUGUCAUUUUGACAACAAAUCUUGACAGUAAAUAAAAUUGAUGAUUAAAUAA
Messenger RNA from Pseudonaja textilis, 1375 nucleotides. RefSeq names its product carbonyl reductase [NADPH] 1-like. Gene Ontology annotation, molecular function: carbonyl reductase (NADPH) activity. The record is from RefSeq and is a predicted model, not a curated record. Lineage: Eukaryota; Metazoa; Chordata; Lepidosauria; Squamata; Elapidae.